Molecule: messenger RNA, 1044 nt
Organism: Penicillium atrosanguineum
Lineage: Eukaryota; Fungi; Ascomycota; Eurotiomycetes; Eurotiales; Aspergillaceae
Product: zinc-binding alcohol dehydrogenase family protein
Exons: 1
Coding region: 1-1044 (347 amino acids)
Molecular function (GO): oxidoreductase activity, acting on NAD(P)H
Source: RefSeq, a predicted model, not a curated record
AUGUCAACUCAAACCGCCAUCCUCGUUAGCGAAAUCGGUAAGCCACUGAUCAAGGCUUCCCGUCCCAUCCCAGAACCGAAGGAUAGCGAAGUCCUCGUUCAGGUCACCGUUGCAGGCCUGAAUCCACACGACGCAAAAUGUCGUGACUGGGGGCUGUUCAUCCAAGAUGUUCUACCCGCCGUUUUAGGCGCAGAUAUCGCUGGUGUUGUGACCCGCGUUGGUCGUAAUGCCACCCGAUUCAAGGAAGGGGAUCAUAUUUUCGGGCAGGCCUUGCUGCCCAGUCCAGCCUCCGGGGGUCUUCAAGAAUACGCUAUUCUUGAUAGUAGAUUCUCGGCUAAAGUUCCUUCGGGCUUCACUGAUGCUCAAGCGACUUCGCUACCGACCAACUAUGUGACAGCUGCAGUCGCCCUCUUCGAUACAACCUGCUUUAGUUUCCCGGCGCCGUGGGAUCCUGCAGCGAAGAGCUUCGACUACAAGUCGACUUCCUUGCUGAUUGUCGGAGGUGGCUCGAAUACCGGGAAAUACGGUAUUCAGCUCGCUGCCUUGGCAGGCAUUGGAAACAUCAUCGUCAUUGCUGGUUUGAGAGGCGCCGCAGAUCUCAAGGCUCUAGGCGCAACUCAUGUUAUCGACAGAACCAAAAGCCCGACAGAGAUUGCCGCAGAAGUACGCGAAAUCACCGGAGAUGAAUUGAUCUAUGCAUUCGACACUAUCAACCCACCCGGAAGCCAGUUCAUUGGUGUUGAAGCUUUAUCGAAUUCCAAGACUGGAAAGCUUGCUCGGUUGCUGCCAUCGGGCCCGAUUGAUGAGACAAAGCUCUCUACUAAGCCUGCUGGCUUUGAGACUCUGAAUGUGUUCGGUACAUCGAAUGGUCGACCUGAUACCGCUAUUCCACUAUGGGAAACGGUAACUGACUGGCUUGAAGAGGGAAAGAUUAAGCCUCUGGGUUAUCAGGUUAUCAAUGGGUUUGAUCUAGAUGCGGUCAAUAAGACGCUCGACGGGUAUUCGAACGGAAGUUUGAGUGGUCAAUGGCAAGUUCAUGUUUAA